AUGGGUGGCUAUGUGCCUCCUGGAUAUAACGCAUUGAGGACAACCUGUCUUGCAAAAGAGAAGAAACAUGUUGGGAGGAUGCUAGAGCCCCUCAAGUCCACAUGGCCGCUCAAAGGAGUGACUAUUGCGACUGAUGGGUGGGCUGACCCUCAAAGGAGACCAAUUUUGAACUUCAUGGCUGUGACAGAGAGUGGUCCAAUGUUUCUAAAGGCGGUCAACACUGAAGGGGAGACCAAAUCUAAGCAAUUUGUAUUUGAGAGGAUGAAGGAAGUGGUUGAGGAGAUUGGAUCCGAGAAUGUGGUCCAAGUGAUCACGGACAAUGCAUCCAAUGUCAAAGGUGCUGGAUUGAUGAUCCAAGCAAAGUACACCAAUAUUUACUGGACUCCUUGCAUUGUGCACUGCCCCAAUCUUGUGUUGAAGGAGAUAUGUGAUCCAAAGAUGCAUGAUGAAGACUUUGAAGUUCUUAACUUUAUAAAAGAGGUUUCCGAACUAGCUCUCUUUGUCAAGAACUUCAUAAUGACCCAUGGCAUGAGGUUGUCAAUGUUGAAUGAGUUUAGCAAACUUAAGUUUCUUCACAUAGCAUAA
Messenger RNA from Triticum aestivum (bread wheat), 585 nucleotides. RefSeq lists its product as uncharacterized. The transcript is spliced from 2 exons. The record is from RefSeq and is a predicted model, not a curated record. NCBI's taxonomy places the organism in Eukaryota, Viridiplantae, Streptophyta, Magnoliopsida, Poales, Poaceae. Bases 1 to 585 code for a protein of 194 amino acids.